AUGGCGGAUCAAGCAUCACUCAUUGAACAAGUCGAUGCCGCACUGUCGAAUGUGCUGGCUGAUUGGAACAUAUACUCUACCCUCUUCGCCGGCCUUCUCGGUGCCUUCGCUCUCUACUCACUUUUUCCUCCCGGGACCCCGACAAACUCUGGCGAAUCCGCAACAUACCGCUGCUUGGAGACUCCAUAUGGCUUCCCGCUUCGGUCUGGACUGAAUGUCAAGGAUCCCGGUACUCCCAAGUAUACCGCUGGUCGACGUGGUGAUCUGCGUGAUAUUUGGAAGGCCGCUGUGCGCGGAUCUUUGAACCCCGAUGGAUCUGCAUCUGGCAAGCAGGGAAAGAUCUUCACCGUGCUCGGCAAGAACUCCAUCGAGCAUUCUCUGUCUCAGCUCACUCAGGAAAUGAACGUGGUAGGAAAGGAGCUGCAGAAGUCUGAUGCCAAAACUGUGGCUGUUUGUCUUACCGACUCUGUUGAGCUGCUAGCGUCUAUCUUUGCUGGCUCCUUCUAUGGAUAUAAGACCGUCAUUGUGCCCCACAACUUGCCUGCGGAGACUCUAUCUGCACACUUACUAGCCUGCAAGGCCGAUGCCCUGAUUGCUGAGGCUGGCUCACUCGACCUGUCUAUCGUCGCCAAGGGUAACAAGCAGCUUGACCUCGUCAUCUGGGUCGCGAAGUAUGGCAACCGCCAUAUGGACUGGCACGAGGUUCCUGAGGAGGUCAAGGGUACUCUGAACGCUCUUGUCUGGCACGAGCUUGUUGAAGAACACAAAGACCUGGCCGGUAUGGAUGUUCCCGAGUACGACCCAACUACUCCAGCUCCUGCUGUAAAUACCGUGUGGCCGUCCUCGUCUACGUCCGGUCGAUUUAUCGAUUUCCAGUCAGAGAACUUGAUUGCUGCUCUCGCAGCCUUGGGCUCUGCGCUCCCUCGUAACCAGCGCUUCACCCCGUCCGAUCUCGUUCUGUCCAUCGACUCCCUCUCUCGCUCAUAUCCCCUGCUUCAGAUCAUGAACGCACUCUACUCCAACGCCUCCAUCGCCCUUAACUCAGUUGCCGGUGAAAAUGUUGAUUUUGCUCUUGCCACCCUCGGAAUCUCCCCUACUGUGAUCAUCGCGUCCUCCCAGACCAUGGCCGAUUAUCAUGAGCGUGUCAUGAAGCCUCAUACUGGACCUAUUUCUUCGCUUGGUCGCUGGGUGCAGGCACGAACCUUGGACGGUGGAAAUAUGCCUUCGAAAAACAUCCUGAGCCAAAUUAGUCGAGUCGGCCCAACCGCCGAAUUAUCCUUGAACGACCUGCGCUUGCUGUGUAUCUCUCACCGUGUCGAUGCCGAUCCCUCUGUUCGCCUCACUUCGGAGCAGCUAACCGAACUCCGCAUCUUCACCGAUGCUCGGAUUGUAUAUGCACUCACUGGGCCUGGCAUCGCGGGUGCCAUUUCUCAAACAAAUAUUUUUGACUACAGAUGUCUUAGUGGACUUGCCCACUUCGGCGCUCCACUGAGUUGUACUGAAAUCACACUGACCAAUGUCUCCGAGAAUGGAGGGUCAGAUGAUUUGCCCGAGGGCCAGCUUACUGUCGCCGGUCCCGCUGUUGUUGAUGGCAAAACUACUUUGCCUACCCGGGUACGAAUCAGCAAUGACAACACUGUGGAAUUGAUUUAA
This is a messenger RNA of Penicillium manginii, 1653 nucleotides long. RefSeq lists its product as uncharacterized. NCBI's taxonomy places the organism in Eukaryota, Fungi, Ascomycota, Eurotiomycetes, Eurotiales, Aspergillaceae. The coding region runs from base 1 to 1653 and encodes 550 amino acids. The record is from RefSeq and is a predicted model, not a curated record. Gene Ontology annotation, cellular component: endoplasmic reticulum; membrane. Gene Ontology annotation, molecular function: long-chain fatty acid-CoA ligase activity. The transcript is spliced from 5 exons.